UGUGACCAUACUGCAAGCCUUCCUCGUUGGAAAAAACCUUUCCACUUGUCAUAAACAGAUGGUUUAAGGGCUAAUGUCUCUUUUACCUGUAAAGGGUUAAGAAGCUCAGUGAACCUGGCUGACACCUGACCAGAGAACCAAUAGGGGGACAAGAUACUUUCAAAUCUUGGUGGAGGGAAGUCUUUGUUUGUGCUUUUUUGUUUUGUUCGCUGUUCGCUCUUGGAACUAAGAGGGACCAGACGUGCAACCAGGUCUUUCUCCAAUCUUUCUGAACCAGUCUCUCAUGUUCAAAAUAGAAACAGAGAUGAAGGUACACAUGCACUCAAAAUUUUGCUUCAUUUGUUUGCUGACAUUUAUCUUUCAUCAAUGCAACCAUUGCCAUGAAGAUGGCCAUGGCCCUAAAGAGAGCCAUGUACACAACCAUAAUGACUGUCAGAUCUCGGAGGCACCAUGUCUCCAGAAUGGAGGGGCAGAAUCCUCACCAAGUAGACUUUCAGUGCUGGAAGCUGAAAAUAAACAAAAAUACUACAUUGAAAAACUUUUUAUCCAUUAUGGUCAAAAUGGAAGAUUGUCAUUUUUUGGUCUUGAAAAACUGCUAACAAGCCUUGGUCUUGGAGAGUUAAAAGUAGUGGAGAUUAAUCAUGAGGAUAUUGGCCAUGAUCAUGUUUCGCACUUGGAUGCUUUAGAAGUACAAGAAGGAAAGCAUUCUCAUUCUCAUAACCAUCCUCAUUCUAGUAGCCACUCAGGUCCAGAAAACCAAACUGUGAAUGGUAUAUCUACAAAGAGAAACUAUAAAUGUGACCCUGAAAAAGACACGAUAGAGUCAUCGGUGAAACCUACCAUUAAGCGUGUUCGUGACAACAAUCGCCGCCGCCACCACCACCACCACCAUCAUCAUCAUCAUCACCUUGACCAUAAUGGUACUCAUCAUACUCAUAAUGAUUCAGUCAGUCAGAGUGAACAUGGAGAGCCAAGUCAUGAACCUUCAACAGAGACAAACACUACCCAAGAACAACCUGAGAGAAAACUACAGACACGUAAGAACAGGCGAAAGGGAAAGAAAUUCAGUGAGACAUCAGUAGAUACUGCACAAGAUUUUGCUCAAGACCAUGAUCCAGGUGAUCAACAUAAGCACAAUCAUGUUAAUAAACAUGAUCAUGUAGACGAUGCAUCUCACUCACAUGUACGCCAUAAUGACCAGGCCACCGGUCAUAGACACCAAGAUCCUACUCCUGGUAACGAGGAUGGACAUCGCCAUACCAGCAAGCGUGAAGCGCCUCAUAAACAGAUUAGUGUAAGAAACAUCUUUUCAACGCAUAGUCACAAGGAUCACAGUGAGGAUGAACAUCAACGUGAAGAGUGUUUAAAUGUCACUCAACUACUGUGGUACUAUGGUCUUGGAACCAACUCCCCAAUAUCUCCUGACUUGUUUACGUACCUGUGCCCUGCAUUGCUGUAUCAGAUUGACAGAAGACUUUGUAUUGAGCAUUACGAUAAUUUGCUGGUUGAAGACUUGAAGAAAGAUAAAAGUGAAGCAGCUACGAAUAAGGAUAAAAUAGGUGCAUCAGCCUGGCUUUGUGGUAUCAUUUCUAUCACUGUCAUUAGCCUGCUCUCCUUGCUAGGUGUGAUCUUGAUACCCAUCAUUAACCAAGGGUGCUUCAGAUUCCUUCUAACCUUCCUGGUUGCUCUUGCUGUUGGAACACUGAGUGGAGAUGCACUACUCCAUCUGUUGCCACAUUCGCAAGGAGGCCAUAACCACAGUCACCAUGAGGACCACGGUCAUAUUCACGAGCACAGACAUUCUCAUGGACAUUCCCAUGGGCAUGGAACAGGAAAUGAAAGCUUUCUGGAAAAAUAUGAUGCAGUAUUGAAAGGGCUCGUAGCUCUUGCCGGCAUUUAUCUUUUGUUCAUCAUUGAACACUGUAUAAGAAUGUUUAAGCACUACAACAAACAAAAGUUUUGUUACAAACUAGACACUGACAGUUGUGUGUUUCAGUCUAAACAGAAGUGGUGCAAGGAAAAACAGAAGACUGAAGAAUCGCCAAUUGGAAGGAAGCUUUCAGAACACAAACUGAAUAAUAGGUCAAAUGCUGACUGGCUUCAGCUCAAACCCCUGGCAGGUGCCGAUGACUCAGUUGUAUCUGAAGAUCGACUUAAUGAAACUGAACUAACUGAUCUAGAUGGCCAGUUGGAAUCCCCUCCUAAAAACUUUCUCUCUAUAGAAGAUGGAAACCAUGUGCAUCAUUCUCACAAUGACAUCUCUCUCUCUGUUCACGGCCAUGGUCUUCAUGAUGCAGAAUAUGAUGACAACCAUAGAGAGGAUAAAACAGCUAGGAAACACAACCAUCACUGGCAUCACAAACAUUCUCAUGGUCAUUGCCAUUCUGGAAAGGACCUGAAAGAUACUGGAAUUGCUAAUAUAGCUUGGAUGGUAAUUAUGGGAGAUGGCAUCCACAAUUUUAGUGAUGGUUUAGCAAUAGGAGCAGCUUUUAGUGCCGGAUUGACAGGAGGAAUUAGUACAUCUGUAGCAGUGUUUUGUCAUGAGCUUCCCCAUGAAUUAGGUGAUUUUGCCGUGCUGCUUAAAGCAGGUAUGACAGUAAAGCAAGCCAUUGUGUACAACCUCCUAUCUGCUAUGAUGGCUUACGUAGGGAUGCUGAUAGGCACAGCUGUUGGACAGUAUGCCAAUAACAUCACUUUAUGGAUCUUUGCAGUCACCGCGGGCAUGUUCCUUUAUGUUGCAUUGGUAGAUAUGCUUCCAGAAAUGCUUCAUGGAGAUGGUGAUAAUGAAGAACAUGGAUAUUGUCCAGUGGGGCAGUUCGUUCUCCAGAAUUUAGGCUUGCUCCUUGGAUUUGCUAUCAUGCUGGUGAUUGCACUGUAUGAAGAUAAAAUUGUGUUUGACAUCCAGUUCUGACCAUUUCCAGAAAUUGCUGUGGUUACGAUGUUACUGUAUGGCUUUGAGUCUGCACUGUUGUACUGUAUGCACAUUGCUCAGAGAAAAGGCAGUGACUUGCACUACUACACAAGUACAGUCGAUUUGUUUCCACACAGAUUAACUUUUGCUGCUUGCUAACUAAAAUAAGACAUGGUGCACCUACCGCACCUUCCAGAUUCAAAUGACAGAAUUUAAGAAGGAAAUGUGCAUAUGAAAAGACAAAGUUGUGUGUGCUGCACAUGAAGCAUUGUGCAAAUGUUUACAAAUCAGCAGGCAGCGAAAGACCUAGUCUCUUCUGGAAAUGUCUUUUCACAUUACAGUUGAACAAAAUCUACAAAACAUUAAAGGUGAAAUCCAUCCCUCUGCAAUGGGCCUGCUAUGUAAUUCCCACAUAAGGUUUACAUGCCAUAAAUAUCUCCUGCUGGCCCUCUGCACAAUGAUGGAUGUUACCCUAAGACAAUUAAAUGCUACACUUAGCACCUGACUGGAAAAACUGUGUUUUUUGAACUUAAAAAAAUCUGUUUAAAACAUCUUGGUACAUAUUAAACUGCAUUUCAUCGUUUUAAAGUUCGUGUUUAAGGAGGCAGACUGUUGCAAUAUGCACAGGUCUGUGUAAUCGGCUGCGAAGAGCUAUAUUCCAUUGAGAAUCAGUUUUCCUGAUUUAAGAUUUAUUUGAUGUUAGGUCCUUGCUAUUGGUAGGAAAAUAAAGUAGAGUUAGUAUUAACUUGGGGAGGUAGCUCAAUCGGUAUAAUAUCAAUAUCAGAAGGUUAAUGGGCUAUUCCUGAUUCUUUGUUUGAGAAGCUAAACAUUGGGUGCCACUUACAACCUAAACUACUGAUAAAUUGUGGCUGUGAGUUUGUGCAAAUGCACUUCUAACGAAGGAUCCAUAAUGGAAUUCCUCAGUUUUAACAGUUCAGUUUAUUUUGGGAUUCAAUUUUUUUCUCCUUUUUACAGUAAUAUCUUCUGAAAUCCAAUGUACUGAACCCGGAUACAAAGAUUAUAAAAUAAUAAUAAUAAUGCCCUGUAUAUGUAGUACUGGUGGGUCAUUUACAAUGCUGUAAUAUCAGGUCUGAAUAUAUUAAUUCCAUGCCUUGGCAUCAGAGUUUAUAGCACCAGCAUUGCAGGCAAUAGACUGUGUGCUAGAAGAGUCUCACUUCCAGCAUAAAGGAGUUAAUAUUUUUUAACAUUUGUUAUCUUAGGUAUCUAGGGUAUAUAAAUGCAGCUGUCAUUGAAUUACCGGUACGUGAGAGUUGGGAGGAUAGGGUGAACCAUCCGAAUUCUUAACCUAAUAGAAUCAGUUUAUUGUUGCUUACUGCCGAGAUGCUUGUAUUGCCAGAUGUGAAUUAGUUUCUUUUCUCCCCUGCUGUCCUAUUAAAAUUGUGAAUUUGUGCGAUGUACAAGCCCUGUGAAUUCUGCAGUCUGAUUUGAUAAUCUAGGACCAAUCCUAAGCAUGGUGGUGGUCUUUUUUUAACUUGCUAUUCUAGUUUUUGUUUUUAUGUAUGCUAGGUAAGCUGUAUUUUGCUGUAUACUGUCAAGUUUUGUUUCAGUCUGCUUAGCAUCAGUGUCCUGCUAAAAUUGCACUGGUUUAACAUCUUAACGAGCCAGUCAAUAUCGUCAUUCUGGUUUAAAAUUAAUCCCUGUUCCUGUUCCUCUUUACUUUUGACCCUUCACUUUAGCGAUAUAGUUGUUCCUUUUUCUCGGCCAUUCCCUUCCCCCCAGGAACAGUCUGUACAUUUUAAAGGUAUAAGUUGACUCCUGCCAGUAUUUGUUCCUAUUGCAGUAUCAAGAAACUGACAUAUACAGUAUUAAGUGUUCAUUCUAUAAAAGGUGUGGCUUCCUCAGUGAAGACGUCAAAGUCAGGGGUACAAUUCUGCAGUCCUUGGUGCACAAAACACACUGAACUCAGUUGGAAUUUUGCACAGAAAAAGACUAGUUCAGACCCUAAUUAGCACAGACAUCAUCUCAUUUAAUGUUUAGAGUGGAUUUUUGUAACAAAUAUGCUAGGUAAAAUUUUCAAAAGCAACUAAAUGAUGUAGGAGUAUAAAGAGAUGUCUACAGUACAGUGGCACAGCUGCACUGCUGUUCUGUAGACACUUGCUACAGCGAUGGUUUUUCUGUCAUUGGUAAAUAAAGAGGCAGUGGUUAGGUCACCAGCAGAAUUCUUCGGUCAGUCUAGCAGCGUCUAUACCAGUGCUUAGAUCAGUCUAACUAAAUCUCUUAUUUCACAUCCCUGACCAACGUAGCUAGGUCGAGCUAAGUUGUAGGUGUAGACCAGGUUUUAGGAGCAUAAGUGCCACUGAAUUUCAAUGAGACGAAGGUCCAGAUACUCAAAGGUAUUUAGGUGCCUAACUCCUAUUGAAAUUAGUGGGAGUUAGGCCCAGAGCCUCAAAGGUAUUGAGUGGGCUAAGUGCCCAAUUCACAUUUGAAAAUGGUACUAAGGUACUAACUUUCCAGAAGACCUUUUUCCCACUUGGAAAAACAUGGUCAUAUUAAAGCAUUAGAUAUUGCAUUUUCCACUAAGAAUGGAAUUUGUUUCCUUGUUUACUACUGUUGUGAUUGUGAAGAGCAAUAUAACAGCUGUGGCUUCUGUAGGUUUCCACCAGUGUUAAUUUCAAACCAAUUCAAUGUAGUUUUAUGUCAAGUUACAGACAAUCUGAAUUUCAGUAUACUUGGCUUCAGCAUUCCAUUCUGCUUGAAUACAGUCUCAUUUAACAUGUAUUCGUUGGAGGGCAUAAAUGUUACUUGUAUAUUACAAUGCUGUCACUGUGUGACAUCCCAUAUGAAUUUUGAUGUAGAUCACAUUGCACUCAAUCAGCAGUGAUUAUGCUUAGAAAAUACUAUAGUAGCUAGAUGCAGUGUGAAUUUUUUCCAUUAUGGUUUAUAGUUUAAAAAUGUGAUUAUGGUCCUACAAGAUACUUGCUGAGCUAUAAAUCUUUUUUUGUUAUAACUAAAUCAUUUAAAUAAUUUUUAUAAAGCUGGGAAUGAUCAACUGCUGUUUGGUUCAUUGUCAGCACUGUUGUGUUCAUUUUAUGUAUGUUCCUUAUUUAUAAGGAGCUUCAGAAAAUAAAAUUAUUCAAGGAGCAAA
Messenger RNA from Gopherus flavomarginatus (Mexican gopher tortoise), 6017 nucleotides. RefSeq names its product solute carrier family 39 member 10 (gene SLC39A10). Gene Ontology annotation, molecular function: zinc ion transmembrane transporter activity. The record is from RefSeq and is a predicted model, not a curated record. The coding region runs from base 284 to 2911 and encodes 875 amino acids. Gene Ontology annotation, cellular component: membrane. Gene Ontology annotation, biological process: positive regulation of B cell receptor signaling pathway; zinc ion import across plasma membrane; intracellular zinc ion homeostasis. Lineage: Eukaryota; Metazoa; Chordata; Testudines; Testudinidae. The transcript is spliced from 10 exons.